Xenia sp. Carnegie-2017 is the source of this 2195-nucleotide messenger RNA. RefSeq names its product polypeptide N-acetylgalactosaminyltransferase 10-like. The coding region runs from base 324 to 1997 and encodes 557 amino acids. NCBI's taxonomy places the organism in Eukaryota, Metazoa, Cnidaria, Anthozoa, Malacalcyonacea, Xeniidae. The transcript has 9 exons. The record is from RefSeq and is a predicted model, not a curated record. Gene Ontology annotation, cellular component: Golgi apparatus.
UUAAUGGUAUUAUUCAUAUAAUUCACUACAACGAUUUUCAGUCGUUUUGUUUUGCUAAACACACAGUGACAAUUUAUAAUAUGCUUAAAAUUUAAUGGUUUUGUUUUGGCACAAUAGGUUUUAUUUUGCCAGAGAAAGCUAUUGACAGACAAUGAAUGCCAAGGAAAUAUCUCAUACAUAAUAUGGGAAUUUUCACUGUCAGAUGCCGAUGGUAGUAUUUCAUUUGUUUAAAUAUUAAACUAUUUAUGACUACCACGACAAUUUACGUUAUGUCUUUUUAAAUAAUUGGAUUUUCUUGUUUGAUUUUAAAUAUUCUUAAAACAAUGGUUAGGCUAUCACUUAAACGGACAGUGAAAAAUAUCACAAUAUUUAUGGCCAUAGUUAUCACUUACUUUUGGCUAUUUUCAAACAGUCGUAUACCAAUAAAGGACGUUAAUCAAGAUACACAUGGUAUGAAAAAGUUGUUGAUAGAUAAUUUUUGGGUCCCCGAGAAACAACUGCAAAGUGUUAGAGGACUUGGAGAUGGUGGAAAAGCAGUUAAAACAAGCGCUGAAGAAGCAAAACAAAGAGAAAAAGCUUAUGCAGAAUAUGGUUUUAAUCAAUUUAUUAGUGAUAAAAUUUCUCUAAACAGGACUUUGCCAGACACAAGGCCAAGAGAAUGUAAAUAUCGACAUUAUUUGACAAGAUUGUUAACAGCAUCAGUAGUUAUAAUAUUCCACAACGAAGGAUGGUCAACAUUGAUGAGAACUGUUCACAGUGUUUUAAACAGAUCACCUCCCAGAAUGCUCAAAGAAAUUGUUCUUGUUGAUGAUGCCAGUCAAAAAGAACAUUUAAAAUCUCGCCUAAACUCCUACAUAAAGACACUAGGAAAAGUACGUUUAAUAAGAUCAAAAGAAAGACUCGGUUUGAUUCGAGCACGCAUGCUUGGUGCAUCAAACAUCUACGGUGACGUAGUGAUAGUCUUGGAUUCACACUGCGAAGUCAAUCAGGGAUGGUUACCACCGCUUCUUGAACCAAUAACAAUGGAUGAACAUGUUGUCACUUGUCCUAUUAUUGAUUCAAUUGAUCACAAUACAUUCGCAUACAGGCCAAUGGGAUCACAUAUUCGAGGUACAUUCAACUGGAGGUUUGAUUACAAGGAACGAGAGAUCACUGAUGAGCAACGAAGACAACGACGAGAUACGACGGAAGAAGUGUGGUCUCCUGUUAUGGCUGGCGGACUGUUUGCUAUAAGUAAAAAAUUUUUCGACAAACUAGGCCAGUAUGAUCCAGGGAUGGAAGUCUGGGGUGGUGAACAGUAUGAAUUGUCAUUUAAGAUUUGGAUGUGUGGUGGGAAGAUGGCAAAUAUUCCAUGUUCACGCGUAGGUCACGUGUACAGAAGAAACGUGCCCUACACUUAUCCUAAACCAAAUGCCGUUGUCAUAAACUUUCGUCGCGUAGCAGAAGUUUGGAUGGAUGACUACAAACUAUGGCUGUACGAUCGCCGACCGGAUUUGAAGACCGUCACAGACUAUGGUGAUAUAUCCGAGCGGGUUGCACUUCGCAAUCGCUUACAAUGUAAAAGUUUUAAGUGGUAUUUGGAGAAAGUUGCCAAUGACACGGUUCCUCAAGACUAUCAACUAUCGAGAAGUUACACACAGGUACGUAAUCCAGCCACAAACCUGUGUUUAGAUACUAUGGGCAGAGGACCUGGACAACAAUUGGGCGUUUCAGGCUGCCACGGAUUGAUGGGAAAUCAGGGUUUUAUAUAUUCAUACAAGAGAGAGCUUAUUCACGAUGAGGAUUGUCUAGAUAUGGAACAACCAUAUGCUGGAGGUGCUGUAUUCAUAGAGAGAUGUCACGGAUUACGUGGUAGUCAGCAAUUAUUUCUUAUCAAGGACAAAACACUAUACUAUAAGCCAGCUAAACUGUGCCUGUCGAUUUCAAAAAAGAACAACAAUCAAAUUAUUUUGGAUCGCUGUGAUGAAAACAAAUUGCAGACAUGGGAAUUAAAAUGAAAUGGCAACAAAGACAAGCGAUUGGUAGACUGGAUCGAAGCCGUUCGACACUGAAAUGAAAAUUGACAUCUUGUGUUCUUUAAGCACAUUGACUUCUCAUAAAAAUAAUACAUUGAGAAGAUGUUGCGUGAGGUACAAACGAAACGUUGUUCCAAGUUUGUUGAAACACAAAUACAAAGAUUUUUUUAUUAACUAUUA